Molecule: messenger RNA, 2133 nt
Organism: Pyrus x bretschneideri (Chinese white pear)
Lineage: Eukaryota; Viridiplantae; Streptophyta; Magnoliopsida; Rosales; Rosaceae
Product: serine/threonine-protein phosphatase 2A 65 kDa regulatory subunit A beta isoform-like
Exons: 13
Coding region: 184-1947 (587 amino acids)
Biological process (GO): protein dephosphorylation
Cellular component (GO): cytoplasm; protein phosphatase type 2A complex
Molecular function (GO): protein binding; protein phosphatase regulator activity
Source: RefSeq, a predicted model, not a curated record
GGAAGAAAGGUCCCCGGAUUUUGACGGAAAAUUAAAAAACUAAUCGUAUCUCUCUCUCUCCUCGCUUUCUCUCUCCUUCUGGUUUCUCACCGAAAAGAUCUGUCCCAUUUCCACCACUGUCUCCUUCUAGAUCGAAGCUCUGCAAACAAAGCCCUCAGUUAGCGGCAUAAUUUGUGGAAAAAUAUGGCUAUGGUUGAUGAACGUUUAUACCCGAUUGCGGUUUUAAUCGACGAGCUCAAGAACGAAGACAUUCAGCUCCGGUUGAACUCAAUCCGGAGGCUUUCCACGAUUGCCCGUGCGCUGGGAGAAGAGAGGACCAGGAAGGAACUGAUUCCUUUCCUCAGCGAGAACAACGAUGACGAUGAUGAAGUGCUUCUGGCAAUGGCGGAAGAGUUGGGGGUGUUUAUCCCCUAUGUAGGUGGUGUGGAGCAUGCCAACAUUCUGCUCCCGCCUUUGGAAACACUCUGCACCGUUGAGGAAACAUGUGUGAGGGAUAAAGCGGUGGAUUCGUUGUGUAAAAUUGGGGGGCAGAUGAGAGAAAAGGACUUGGUUGAAUACUUCAUUCCUUUGGUUAAGAGACUUGCUGCUGGUGAGUGGUUUACAGCCCGAGUUUCAUCCUGUGGUUUGUUUCAUAUUGCGUAUACUAGUGCACCAGAAACUUUAAAAACUGAACUACGAACGAUAUACAGUCAACUGUGCCAAGAUGACAUGCCCAUGGUUAGGAGAUCUGCUGCAAGUAACCUGGGAAAAUUUGCUGGGACCGUAGAAGCUGUGCACCUCAAAGCUGACAUAAUGUCUAUAUUUGAGGAUUUGACGCAGGAUGAUCAGGAUUCUGUUCGGUUAUUGGCCGUGGAGGGUUUUGCAGCUCUUGGGAAGUUGUUGGAGCCUCAAGAUUGUGUGGCCCAUAUUCUUCCUGUCAUUGUUAACUUUUCACAGGAUAAGUCUUGGCGUGUUCGAUACAUGGUUGCAAAUCAAUUAUAUGAGCUUUGUGAAGCUGUUGGUCCAGAAGCUACAAGGUCGGACCUGGUGCCUGCAUACGUUCGGCUUCUUCGGGAUAAUGAGGCUGAAGUACGAAUAGCUGCUGCAGGAAAAGUAGCUAAGUUUUGCCGAAUUGUGAAUCGAGAACUUGCCAUUCAGCAGAUCCUUCCUUUCGUAAAGGAAUUGUCAACAGAUUCUUCCCAGCACGUUCGUUCUGCAUUGGCUUCAGUAAUUAUGGGAAUGGCACCAGUUUUAGGAAAGGAUGCAACCAUAGAGCAGCUACUGCCUAUUUUUCUUUCUCUUCUAAAAGACGAGUUUCCUGAUGUGCGAUUGAAUAUUAUCAGCAAGCUUGAUCAAGUCAACGAGGUAAUUGGGAUUGAUCUGCUGUCCCAGUCUUUGUUGCCGGCAAUUGUUGAACUUGCAGAGGAUAAACAUUGGAGGGUUCGGCUUGCAAUAAUAGAAUACAUUCCUUUAUUGGCAAGUCAGCUGGGUGUUGAGUUUUUUGAUGAUAAGCUUGGCUCUCUCUGCAUGCAGUGGUUAAAUGAUAAGGUUUACUCAAUACGUGAUGCAGCUGCUAAUAAUGUGAAGCGCCUUGCAGAAGAAUUCGGCCCCGAAUGGGCAAUGCAGCAUAUAGUUCCACAGGUUUUGGAAAUGAUUAGCAACCCCCACUAUUUGUAUCGGAUGACCAUUCUACAUGCCAUUUCCCUACUUGCCCCUGUUUUGGGACCAGAACUCACUUGUUCCAAGCUUCUACCAGUGAUAGUCACUGCAUCAAAAGACAGGGUACCAAACAUCAAGUUCAAUGUGGCUAAGGUGUUGCAGUCGAUUAUUCCGAUAGUUGAUCAGUCGGUGGUGGAGAAAACUAUUCGUCCUUGUUUGCUUGAGCUUAGUGAGGAUCCCGACGUUGAUGUAAGGUCCUUUGCUAGCCAAGCUCUUCAGUCAAGCGAACAGGUCAUGAUGUCUAGCUAGCGAGGUAGUCCUUAGUUUCCGUCAUGUUUACUUUUCUUUUUUGUGAACCACGAAAUUCAGAUGUAUCUUUUCUUUACCCUCUCGAGACGCAGAGGUUAUUUUCGUACGCUCAACGAUUUACCAUGAUUUUGAUUCUUUAUGUUACAUUUGUUUGAAUCAGUGUUAGUAAAUGUUGUUGUAUCCAAA